This is a messenger RNA of Colossoma macropomum (tambaqui), 5463 nucleotides long. Its product is annotated as probable C-mannosyltransferase DPY19L4. The transcript has 20 exons. Gene Ontology annotation, molecular function: mannosyltransferase activity. The record is from RefSeq and is a predicted model, not a curated record. NCBI's taxonomy places the organism in Eukaryota, Metazoa, Chordata, Actinopteri, Characiformes, Serrasalmidae. Bases 616 to 3024 code for a protein of 802 amino acids. Gene Ontology annotation, cellular component: nuclear inner membrane.
CGUAGGGGGAAACGUGUAGAAACAGGCUGUUUUAUUUAUCCAGUGCACAAGCGGACUAACCCUCCCUGAAAGCGUCUGCCGGGUUUUGCUGUGCUAAACUUUAGCCAGUGUGCUAAUCCCGGCGGUAUUAGCCACAGAUUAGCUACCAGCCGCUGCGCGGAAAAGGGCUGUUCGAACGAAGUUUGUCCCUCGGCGGAGUCCGUAGCAGAUCUGCGAAGUUCAAGGCGGCCCUGCGUCGCUGGAAGUUAUUUCGGUUUAGUUUUUGGGUUUUUUCCUCCUCUAGUUGAAGCGUUUCGUCGCCUUUUCUUUAGGAUUACACUGUACCGAGUCCGCCCAGACGACGAAAAGUGGCCAAAACUCAUGAGUCUGACCCUGAAGAUCCCGAGUCUCCGCUCCGUCCGUUCGCUAUACAGCACCGACCAACGGAAAAGCACAGCAGACCGUUGAAGUUCGAGCCGUUAAAACAGCAGUCGGAGGAAGGAUGGUGUGAAGCUUCCUCGGUGGCCGCUAUAAGUGAUGCAGGCUUGUGUUUGAUGGACCUGCUGGCUAGCAGUGAAGGCUCAUCAGGGCAGAGCAGAGCAGAAAUCCACGAGUCCUGGGUCUGGCUAUGACUUGAUGUGGGGGGAAAAGGUCAAGGAGUCCUGUUUAAAUCCUGUGGACCUCAACUUUAAUCUAGACAUGGCAGAGCUGCGAUGCAGAAAGACGGGAGAGAAGAAAAAGGAGGAGGAAGCUGCAUCUGAAGUAGAUCAGCAGCAUCACGAAGAGGGUGUCACAAAAGAUGAGGAUCAUCCUGAUCACGCUGGAGAUGGGGUCCCCAGCAGUACAGUGGAGGAGACGCACACAGAUGCUGGCAGCACCUCAACUGAGGAGACUGGAACAGGUGUAGCAGGAGCAGACGGCUCAUCGCCUGCUGGGGCUGAGGAGGAAGGAGAGCAGACCACAUCCUCAGCCAAGAGAGCGCAGAAAAACAGCAAAUCUUUACUUUUUCAGCGGAUAGUGAAGGUAUUUAUUGGUUGCCUCGCAGCAGUCACUUGUGGGAUGAUGUAUGCUGUCUAUCUGUCCACUUACCACGAGAGGAAGUUCUGGUUCUCCAGUCGACAGGAGCUGGAGAGGGAGAUUACGUUCCAGGGAGGCAGUGGCCUUUAUUAUUACUACUAUAAACACAUGCUCUUCGCUUCUUCGUUUGAGAGGGGUGUGUAUGAGCUGACGCGGGAUAACAGGACUGUGUCUGGACAGACCAUAAAUGCAGUGGAGCAGCUGUCUCUCUACCCAGAGCUUCUCAGCAGCCUGCUCUACAAACUCAGUGGCAGCCAGGAUGCCAUUGAGCCGGUGUAUUUCUACAUAGGUGUAGUGUUUGGGCUGCAGGCGGUGUAUGUGACCGCUCUGUUCGUCUGCAGCUGGGUGAUGAGCGGCACCUGGGUUGCUGGCAUGCUGGCAGUGGCCUGGUACAUCAUCAACAGGCCGGACACAACUAAGGUGGACUAUGCAAUCCCUCUGCGGGACAACUGGGCCCUCCCCUACUUUUCCUGUCAAGUAGCUGCUCUAACCGGAUUCCUUAGCAACAGCAUCAGCUCCGCUACAGAGAUGUUCUGUUACCUGCUGAUGAGUGUGACGACGUUCACCUUCAUCGUGAUGUGGGAGCACAGCCACUAUGUACUGUUUGUACAGGGGGUCGCACUUCUCCUUCUGGACUGCUUUGACCUUGUUCCAGCCCGCAAGACGGCGGACAUUCAUAAGGUGUACCUGAGCUCUUUGUUGCUGGCCUAUGUUCUGCAGUAUCAGAGACCCAGUCUGCUAUCCUGUCCUCUACUCAGCCUGCUCAUAGCCAGCGUGCUGGCCAGGUACCUCCAGCAAAACAUGAAAAUGGGCCCCCUAGUGGCGAGACUGAUGAAGAUUGUGCUGCACCUCUACCUGGUCUUCACCACAGGCAUUACCUUCAACUACCUGGUCAAGAAGAUUCUUCCAGCGAACCAGAGUGAUUUCAUAUUGAAAUUUCUGGAGGUUAAGUUUGGACUGAACACAACUACGGAGUUCAUCCCAAACCUGCUGUUGUGUGAGGAGGGUUUUCAGUCCCCAGGACAAGAUUUCUUCCUACGCCUCACCCAGGCCUCUGUCCUGCCUUUCUACAUGCUGGUGCUUCUAGUGUGCCUACUCUCAACCUUGCAGACGAUCUACAGAAGACUCAGUGGUGAGCAGUUGAAAGGCAGUGUGCGGAUGGAGGACGGGCGGAUAGGAGAGCGGCCGGAGGUCAUCUACCAUGUGCUCCACACACUGUUGUUCGGAGCUCUCGCUAUGCUGUUCCAGGGGACAAAGUACCUUUGGACGCCGUAUGUGUGUGCCUUCACCGCGUUUGGUGUGUGUUCUCCGGAACUCUGGAUGACCGUGUUCAGAUGGAUUAGACUGAAGUCUGUCCAUCCUGUAGUGCUGGCACUAAUAUUGAGCACAGCAGUACCGACCAUCAUUGGCUUCAGCUUAUGGAGAGAGUAUUUCCCACGCGUGCUGUCUGAGCUGACUGAGGUGCAGGAGUUUUAUGAUCCUGAUACUGUAGAGCUCAUGAACUGGAUUAAAAGUCAGGCUCCGCUAACAGCUGUAUUUGCUGGUAGUCCUGCACUGCUGGGCACAGUCAAACUUUGCACAGGGUGGCCUGUCACUAGCCUGCCUCUCUACACGGACCUUGGCCUUCUGCAAAGGAGUGAGAGCACCUAUCAGGUGUAUGCCAUGCGCUCUGCUGAGGAAGUCUACAAGCUGCUGACGGCUCAGAAGAGCAGCUACGUCAUCAUUGAAGAGGAGCUGUGUAAUGAGUUGAGUCCUGUCAGAGGCUGCAGGAUCAAAGACCUGCUCGACUACGCCAACGGCCAUGUGGUGUACGAUAAAGGUGAAAUGUACACGUUCUCCAAGCACGGCCGAUUCUGUCACGAGAUCAAAAUGAACUACUCCCCGUACACAAACUACUUCACUCGAGUGUUCUGGAACCGCUCGUACCACGUCUACAGAGUCAACUCCGUCAUUUCUUUCCAGUACUGAGGACUCCUGCUUCCCCUUCAUCUCUCCUUCUUUCUGUCUUUCUUCUUCUCCAUAACUAGCUCUACCAGACUCCUGGAGCACAGGAUGAGAAAUCCCACAGGACUUUAACAAUGGAUUUUAAUAUAGUUCUGCAUCAGAUUUCAGUUAUGCACAAUGACUUUUGGUGCUGUGAUGUGUGAAUGUGUGUGUCUAUGAGUGGGUCAGUCAGUGUGCGCAUGUGUGCGUGCAUAUGCACAUCUGUGCCCACUUCCUGUCUUCAGUCCUCAUGUACAGUCGCAGGACACGGUCUGCAGUGCUAGCUGGAGUGAAUUUUAAGAAUCGGGAUGGUAAAUAAGCAGAUGCGCUCUGUUGGUGUUUGAAAGAUUUUGUUGCCGUCAUGCUGUAAACUGUUCUGUGUGUUGCAGUGAUUUUUGAUUGACACUUUAAAAAGAGAGUUGUGGAGAUCUGUCACCUCUCGACAGCUCGGUGCAGGUUAAAUAAUAGUUUGUGAAAAAUCUAAUUUACCCGAUUCACGCUUACCCCUAAUGUGGUCGUUCAUUCAAGACGUGUUUGGUGUCCAAAUUUUGCUACUUUUAGUUUAGACCUGGAGCUACGAGUGUAACGUUAGUAACAAACCCUAGAACUCAGUAGUCACCCAAAUAGCCGUUUCUGUAAAAAUGCAUCUUCAAAACUUUUCUCAGACCCGUUCAAACCGUAGCCAGGUCUUCAUUAAGUUCACACAGACUUGUUGAUGUCGUUUAGAGUGCAGUAUGACUUACUGUAAACUAACCAUGAAAAAACUUCGCCAAUAUGGGCAGCCAUUUCAGGCAACGCCAGGGCCGGUAUUCACAAGUCAGGACUGAUCUAGGAUCAGAUUCCUCCACAUUUAUGACAGUCACUGUCAUAAAUCCUGAUUCUACAUCAGCACUCAAACUCCUUGGGUGGUUUGUGAAUACAGACCCUGCUGUCUAAAGCGACUGCCUGCAGUUUUGUUAAUUUGUGAAUUUUACUGUAAGUCAUACUAUCCUAAACCACACUGACAAUUCUGUGUGACUGAGCAGGUCGAGAGAAGCUUUGGUAAUGCAUUUACGGAAAAAAACAUAUGGGCUAUUUGGGUGACUACUGAGUGCUACUGUUUGUUAGCAGGGUUAGCCUCACUGCUGCAGUUCUGAAGAGACUAAAUUUGGACACUUGGCUCUUUAACAUUUAUUGAACUCUUAGACUGUUGAACAUGUGGCUGAUCGACUACACCUGGGCAAAGUGGAACAGUGUAAAUAUGAUUUUUCUCUGAAGCUUUUCUUUAGUAAGAAAUAGAAAAGGGGUCAAUAGUGGCGGUGCUGUGUUUUAAGUCUGACUUGUGGGGAGUAUAUAGGGGUGUAACAGUGCAUUGUGAUUUAACAAUGCAAAUCUGUGACAAUGUGCAUUGUAGAGCGUGAAUGUUGUAAUAAUUAUGCCAUCUAAUGCAAUUGUUUGACCAAAGUUUGCAACUGAUUACUGUCAAUUAUUAACCCACUCCGCCACUCGUUCUACAUCUCAGUUCUAGCGUUGUUGGUAAUGUGCGCAACAACAUAAAGUGUUCAUUUUCCUUUAGUUGUUAAAAAUAUUGUGAGAGUACCGAACCGCGAGCACAGUAUCAUGAAGAGAAUCGAAUCAUGGGAUGAGUGUAUCUUUACACCCAUAGUCGUGUGGUGUCUGAACGUGGUAAUUAUGGGUAGUGCAGGCUGGUUCUGUGACUGCCUCAAAGUGGGGACUUAGGUUCUCAUGCCUUGUUUUCAGGUUAGAUAAAUAAAAUCAAAUUUACACAUUUUCCCCAUAUCUGAAAGUACGUUUCAUAACUAAAAGCAGUGGCAACAGCCAUGAAGCCUGAAUAUUGUCUGUACCUGUGUCCAUUUUUAUAGAUAGCAGGAUGUCAUACAGUGUCAGAAACCACAUAAGCGAGUCUGUCUGAGAUUAAUCAGCAAUUUGACAGUUUGAAGCAAAUGUUUGAUGAUUUAGGCAUGCAGUUCAUGCUAUUUGCUGUGGUGUCAGCUUCCAGUACUUGUUAGCUACAUUAGCUCCUGCAUGAAACUAAAGAAGCAAACUUCAUCAAACCUGUCUUGGCUGACUGACUUACAUUUGGAGUAAGAAGGGAAACUGUAUAAAUUUGAAUUUUCACAGCGCUACUGCUAUGUCUUGCAUCAUAUGUGACUGCAUCUAUGUGAAAGGGGAAUUCCUCCAAUUUUUCAAAAUGUCUGCUAGUAAACAAAGUCAUUCAGAGUGGUUUAAUGUGAAAUGGGGCAUUGUAGAGGAUCUUGCUGACACUGUUUUCUUUGCAGUUGUGAUCCAGGAGUUGCAGUGUCUACAACACAAAUGUAUCACUGCUGUCCGAAGAAAACCUCAUAUCUCCAAAAUGGUAACUUUACAGGAGAAGGAAAAAACAUAGUUUUAAUGCAAGUCAGUGGAACCAGAAUUUUUUCCAAG